Messenger RNA from Pyrus x bretschneideri (Chinese white pear), 776 nucleotides. RefSeq lists its product as uncharacterized. Lineage: Eukaryota; Viridiplantae; Streptophyta; Magnoliopsida; Rosales; Rosaceae. The record is from RefSeq and is a predicted model, not a curated record. Gene Ontology annotation, molecular function: protein phosphatase inhibitor activity. The coding region runs from base 207 to 533 and encodes 108 amino acids. The transcript is spliced from 7 exons. Gene Ontology annotation, cellular component: cytoplasm.
ACCAUGUGACGAGAUUUCCUCCCUCCCUCUUCUCCCACCCCUCGUACCAUUUUAAACCCUAUACUCCUCCUCCUCCUCUCUCUCUCUCUCUCUCUCUCUCUCUCUCUCUCUCUCUAAGAUUCGCGUUCUUCUCUCUCUAGAUUUUCAUCCAUCUAGAUCGCUUUCAGUUUGUAUUUCAGGGUGGUGUGACGACGUUAUUUUUGGGGAUGGAGGACGGCAAAGAGCAACGGGUGGAUGAGGGGUCUGAAAAUUCUUCCCCACAGGAGGAGGAAGUUUUAAAGAAAAAGUAUGGUGGAAUCAUUCCAAAAAAACCACCACUAAUUUCGAAGGACCAUGAACGUGCUUAUUUUGAUUCUGCUGAUUGGGCACUUGGAAAGCAAGGGGUUGAGAAGCCAAAGGGACCACUUGAAGCCCUUCGGCCAAAACUACAGCCCACACAGCAGCAAACACGAUACAGAAAGUCUCCUUGUGCUCCAGCAGAUGGUGAAGAUCGAGGAAGUGCCGCUUCUGAGGAUACAGCUGCCACUGAAUGAAGGAGCUUUUGGUGUUUUGAUCUUGUGAGAACCUCUGACUGUUAUUGUGUUACCUACAUUGAUGGGUAAUAUUCUGUCCUGACAACAAACUUGGUGAACAUGCAUUGCACCAACAUUACUGCAGUUGAAACUAAGCCGUAACUUCUGGUGUUCCAAGUUUUGAUGUGGGACGUUAUUUUCUUAUUAACAAUGAUAGAGCAACUUACGAAAUUCAAAAACCUAAACAAAUUAUUCACUUUUUCA